UUUUAGAGAUGACAACGGACAAGCGACCAAACUUCUUACUCAUCGUAGCAGAUGAUCUUGGUUUCAGCGAUGUAGGUGCUUUCGGAUCAGAGAUCAGCACUCCAAAUCUUGAUAAGUUGGCGGAAACAGGUAUCCGUAUGACUGACUUUCAUACUGCCGCGGCUUGCUCGCCGACGCGCUCGAUGUUGUUGUCAGGAACUGACAACCAUAUCGCUGGCGUAGGAGUGAUGGCAGAACAGAAAAGACACGACUUGGACCGAUGGAACGCACCUGGACAUGAAGGAUACUUGAACCUGCGGGUCGCGGCGCUGCCUGAGCUUCUGCAGGAGGCCGGAUAUCAUACUCUGAUGAGCGGAAAAUGGCAUCUUGGUUUGAAACCAGAUUUCCUGCCCAGCAAGCGAGGUUUUGACCGUUCCUUCGCAUUGCUUCCUGGCGCAUCCAAUCACUACGGAUGGGAACCGCAAUUUAAUGAUGACAUGAUCAGAUUCUUGGAGCAAUUCCCACCACUGUACGCACGCGAUGGAGAAAAGGUUGACUUGAAACCCAAUACAGAUAACAAUCCCGAAGGGUUCUUUUCAUCCGAUUUCUACACAUCAAACUUGAUUCAAUACAUCGCGGAGAGGCCGAAAGAUAAACCCUUUUUCGCGUUCUUGCCCUUUUCUGCACCACAUUGGCCACUGCAGGUGGACAAAAAAUACCGAGACAAAUACAGGGGGGUAUAUGACGAAGGUCCCGAAGUUCUACGACAGAAUAGACUGUCGAAGUUGAAGGAAAAGGGUCUCGUACCUAAAGAUGUUGUGGCUCACGAUGUGAUAGCACCAGAGGAGAGCGAGUGGUCGCGAUUGACCGAUGAAGAACGCGCCCUCUCAGCCCGAGCCAUGGAGACUUACGCCGGGGUGGUAGAAAAUAUGGAUUGGAAUAUCGGCCGCAUUUUGGCAUACUUGGAUGAGAUCGGAGAGACUGAUAAUACCUUCGUGUUAUUUCAGUCUGAUAACGGAAGUGAGGGCGCAUCAUACGAAGCCAGGCCUGUGAUGGGCAGAGAUCUCAUGGCCGUCAUAAACAAAUAUUAUGACAAUUCACUGGAUAAUAUUGGCGAGCAUAAUUCGUUUGUAUGGUACGGGCCGAGAUGGGCUCAGGCAUCGACAGCUCCUAGCAGAUUAUACAAGAUGUACAGCACAGAAGGCGGUAUUAGGGUGCCACUAAUACUUAGCUAUCCGCCUUGGACCAAGUCCGAAUCCGUUGGCGGGAAGAUCGUGGAUGCCUUUGCAACUGUUAUGGAUGUGACUCCCACAAUCCUCGAGCUUGCCAACGUUCAUCAUCCAGGUACAGGGAAACUCUUUAGGGGAAGGAAAGUAGAAGAACUGCGGGGGAAGUCGUGGGUUGAAUACUUCAGCCAUAUCAGAGAUGACCCAAAAGCUAUUCAUGGCCCCAAAGCUAUUCAUGGCCCCGAAGAUCCUGCGGUAGGCUGGGAAUUGUUCGGGCGCGCAGCACUUCGACAUGGUAAGUGGAAGAUCCUUUUCAUGCCGGACUGGUCACAUGGGACCGGGAGAUGGGAGCUGUACGACCUUAGCACGGAUGGCGGAGAGACCAAAGACCUGUCGCGAGAGCAACCCGAAAAACUACAGGAGCUCCUGAUUCUUUGGGACAACUAUGUCAGGGAAACCGGAGUCGUGUGGGGAAGCGCAUUAGGUCCGCUACCAGUCGAGACAGAUACAGAUCACAAAGACGUUAUUGGAGGUGAUCCUAUAGAAGAUACUCGAGCCUGGAUGCCUGGACGUGGUCGAAGCACCCUUGGGCCGACCAUCUAGCUGUCAUUGUACCCAGACUGCUGGCAACAAAGAUACAUUUUCGUGACUGUACCCAAAUUGCUGGCAAUACAGAUACAUUUUCGUGCCUUCAC
Messenger RNA from Guyanagaster necrorhizus, 1900 nucleotides. Its product is annotated as arylsulfatase. Bases 9 to 1808 code for a protein of 599 amino acids. The transcript is spliced from 7 exons. Gene Ontology annotation, molecular function: arylsulfatase activity. The record is from RefSeq and is a predicted model, not a curated record. Lineage: Eukaryota; Fungi; Basidiomycota; Agaricomycetes; Agaricales; Physalacriaceae.